Messenger RNA from Rotaria sp. Silwood1, 276 nucleotides. The record is from the annotation of a GenBank genome assembly. NCBI's taxonomy places the organism in Eukaryota, Metazoa, Rotifera, Eurotatoria, Philodinida, Philodinidae.
AUGGGCUGUGGUUUUUCACGUCAUCAUCAUCACCGACAUUCUCACGCACAUCAUCAUCCUCGAGGCUUUGGUCCAAAAUAUCAUUAUGAGCAUCAUGCGCAUCCAGGAUUUGGAUUUGAUCCUCACCAUCAUGAUAUGCAUCAUGGAUAUGGACAUGACCACCAUCACGGAGGUUUCGAUGGCGGUCAUCAUUCUGGAGGUGGUCAUCAUGGGCACGGGCUGCGCAAAUACAGAACAAUGCCACUUGAACAACGUACAACAGAAGAAUGGAAAUAA